GCUGACCUGGCUUAUUGAUCACAGUAUUUAUCACUUAAGAGUGCGGUUAACAGCAGGACAUGGCUGUGAGGGCCUGUGGCUUGAUCAUCUACAGGAGGCUGCAGUCAGCACCAUGUUCUAAGGUCACUGAUGGUAUUGAAUACCUCCUCCUUCAGACAUCCUAUGGGACCCAUCACUGGACCCCACCCAAAGGCCAUGUGGACCCAGGAGAGGAUGACCUGCAGACAGCCUUCCGGGAAACACAGGAGGAAGCUGGCCUUCAUGCCAGUCAGCUUACCCUCAUAGAGGGGUACAAGAAAGAACUGCACUAUCCUGCCCAUGGCAAACCGAAGACUGUUGUUUACUGGCUGGCAGAAGUGAAGGACUGUAACGCAGAAAUCAAGCUCUCUGAGGAGCACCAAGCUUUCCAGUGGCUGAAGCUGGAGGAUGCUUGCAAGCUUGCAGAAUAUGAGGACAUGCAAGUGACUCUGAAAGAAGCACAUGAGUUUCUUUGCUCAAAAAAAUAAAUGCAUUUGUGAAGGAUAAGGAGAAUUUAUGA
Melopsittacus undulatus (budgerigar) is the source of this 538-nucleotide messenger RNA. It is a transcript of the gene NUDT2, whose product is annotated as nudix hydrolase 2. The transcript is spliced from 3 exons. The record is from RefSeq and is a predicted model, not a curated record. Lineage: Eukaryota; Metazoa; Chordata; Aves; Psittaciformes; Psittaculidae. Bases 60 to 506 code for a protein of 148 amino acids. Gene Ontology annotation, molecular function: bis(5'-nucleosyl)-tetraphosphatase (asymmetrical) activity. Gene Ontology annotation, biological process: ATP biosynthetic process; AMP biosynthetic process.